Molecule: messenger RNA, 504 nt
Organism: Bombina bombina (fire-bellied toad)
Lineage: Eukaryota; Metazoa; Chordata; Amphibia; Anura; Bombinatoridae
Gene: TMEM186
Product: transmembrane protein 186
Cellular component (GO): mitochondrion
Source: RefSeq, a predicted model, not a curated record
AUGGUUUUAAAUGACAUUAUCUACCACAGACGAGAAGUUCCGUUAAUCUACAGGGUCCCAGGAAUACAGUUCUGUAGAUCUCUAUCCAGACUUAAGCUACUGCAAACAACCCUGACCUUCCUUUUCCUCCCCCCUAUAUAUUAUUACUUCUUACAAGGACAGGUCACAUAUUCCUUCACCGUAUAUUGCACCGGCACCGCGCUAUUUGCUGGUGUGAUGCUUUACUUCUUCAGCUAUUAUCUCCGGAGAAUCGUAGGGAUGAUGUAUUUAAAUGCAGAUGGCACCAUCUUGAAAGUUUCCCAUUUGACAUUUUGGGGCAAGAGAAGAGACAUCUUUAUCCCAGUGGAAGAUGUGAAAACUUUGUCUGAAACUGGAGACAACAAACAUGAAACCCUCCGUCAGCUACAGCGUUACAGCACUUCUGAUAAAUUGUAUUUUACAACGCGUUUUGGGCAUGUUUUGGACACAGAUAAAUUUAUUCUGUUGUUUGGUAAAUUUAAAUAA